CGCAUCUCUUCAGUCUGCCCGCGACUAUGACUCGUGCAACUGAGUCGAAACGUCGGGAAGACGCACGCUAUAAAGCAGUUAGAGCUUUUCGUGUUAGGCAGAUGGAGGCUCAUCAACAUCUGCAGUUCCUUAGCACUCACGAAGUUGCUCUUGGUGCAGUCCAGGGCUUGGCUCAACAACCAUUGCCGGAUUUCUGCUGGAGACCGCGACGCCUGGAGAAGUGGAAUGAAGUCACCUAUUUUAGAGAGGAAGUUGGAGACAUUGAUAAAGGAAAGUUCAUUGAAGAAAAUAACGUCAUGUGCUACAUCGCGUGCGUCUACACUAUGGGACAAGCCGUAAAGAACAACAAGAUAAUGCACGACGCGAUGUUGAAGCAAGUGGACAUGUUGUUCCCGCCAGAAAUGAAGGAGCCCGUCAAAGCAGCCAUAGAGCAAUGCAGGCCCGUCGCUAAAAAAUACAAGGACAUCUGCGAGGCGUCGUAUUGGACGGCCAAGUGCAUUUACGAAGCUGACCCGGACAACUUCGUUUUUGCUUCUUCUUUAUAUUUAUGGCCGAGAAAGAAAAAACACAGUCUUUGCUCUACUUUAACUAUGACUAAAGGAACUGAUUUGUUUUUGUUGCUGUUGGCGUUUUUUAUCAGUUCCAGUGAUGCGAUGACCAGACAGCAACUGAAAAAUUCAGGGAAAAUGUUGAGAAAGAACUGCUUGACAAAAACAGGAGUCGCAGAAGAUUUAAUCAGCGGUAUCGAGAAAGGCAAAUUCAUAGAGGAUAGAAAUGUUAUGUGUUACAUUGCUUGCAUUUACCAGAUGACACAAGUCGUAAAAAACAAUAAACUGAACUACGAAGCGUCUAUCAAACAGGUGGACAUGAUGUACCCCAAUGAUCUAAAGGAAUCUGUCAAGAAAUCCAUCGAAAAGUGCAAAACUGUUUCUGAUAAAUACAAGGACCUCUGCGAGGCGUCGUACUGGACGGCCAAGUGUAUCUACGAGGACAAUCCGAAAGAUUUUAUAUUUGCUUAGUUCAAUAAAAACAUUCCAUUUUGUA
Ostrinia furnacalis (Asian corn borer) is the source of this 1044-nucleotide messenger RNA. RefSeq lists its product as uncharacterized. Lineage: Eukaryota; Metazoa; Arthropoda; Insecta; Lepidoptera; Crambidae. Gene Ontology annotation, cellular component: extracellular region. The record is from RefSeq and is a predicted model, not a curated record. Gene Ontology annotation, biological process: olfactory behavior; sensory perception of smell. The transcript has 10 exons. Gene Ontology annotation, molecular function: dibutyl phthalate binding; odorant binding. Bases 27 to 1019 code for a protein of 330 amino acids.